Triplophysa rosa is the source of this 1930-nucleotide messenger RNA. RefSeq names its product twinfilin actin-binding protein 1a (gene twf1a). The record is from RefSeq and is a predicted model, not a curated record. The coding region runs from base 16 to 1281 and encodes 421 amino acids. Gene Ontology annotation, molecular function: actin monomer binding; actin filament binding. The transcript is spliced from 10 exons. Gene Ontology annotation, cellular component: myofibril; actin filament; cytoplasm. NCBI's taxonomy places the organism in Eukaryota, Metazoa, Chordata, Actinopteri, Cypriniformes, Nemacheilidae. Gene Ontology annotation, biological process: regulation of lamellipodium assembly; barbed-end actin filament capping; actin filament depolymerization.
CUAAAGCUCGGUGUCAUGGAUGUGAUGUGCAUUGAAAGGCCCAGAGCAGACAGGACACGUGCCAUGGGAUCAAAACAGUACAAAAUCACACACAAAGAGACCAUCCGAGCGAGAGGGGCUGGGCCGACUGUUGACGCGUCACAGGCGCGUGACGUCACCGCCGCUCCUCUUCCGUCUUCCGGGUUUGUGAGUUUUCUUCAAACAUCGUCAGGCGACAGGAGGACAAUAAUGUCUCAUCAGACGGGUAUUCAGGCUGCCGACGAGGUGAAAGAUGUUUUCGGCGGUGCCAGGAACGGUGCGCACAGACUUCUGAAGAUCAUCAUUGAAAACGAGGAGCUGGUUUUAGGACUCACCAAACCAGCAUGUCGGAGCUGGGAGGAAGACUACGACACUCUUAUGCUUCCUGUGCUGGAUAAAGAGCUGCCGUGUUUCAUUCUGUUCCGUCUGGACUCCACCAACAGCCUGGGACACGAGUGGCUGUUCAUCGCCUGGUCACCUGACCACUCACCUGUGCGGCAGAAGAUGCUGUACGCGGCCACCAGAGCCACGCUGAAGAAAGAGUUCGGUCUGGGACACAUUAAGGAUGAGAUGUUCGGCACUUCUAAGGAUGAGGUUUCUCUCAGCGGCUAUAAGAGACACGUGACGUCUCAGUCUGCACCUGCGCCGCUCACUGCAGCCGAGGAAGAGCUGCGACAGAUCAAGCUCAAUGAGGUUAAUACUGAUAUUCACGUGAACACUACUAAGCAAACUCUUCAGGGCGUAGCGUUCCCUCUGGAUGGAGAGGCUGUGAAAGCACUGCAGAACUUCAGAGACAAGAAACUCAACUACGUUCAACUGAACAUCGAUUUUGAGAAGGAGUUGAUCAUGCUGGCCAUCACGGACGCCACGGAAGUGAAAGAUUUACCCAAGAGAGUUCCCAAAGACGCGGCGCGCUAUCACUUCUUCCGCUUCAAGCACUCGCACGAGGGCGACUAUCUGGAGUCUAUAGUGUUUAUUUACUCCAUGCCGGGUUACAGCUGUGGGAUCAGAGAGCGGAUGCUGUACUCCAGCUGCAAGAAUCCACUGCUGGAGAUGGUGGAGAACAAACUCCACAUGGAGGUGGAGAAGAAGCUUGAAAUCGAUAACGGUGAGGAGCUCACGGCCGAUUUUCUGUACGACGAGGUUCAUCCCAAACAGCACGCGCACAAGCAGGCAUUCGCCAAACCCCGCGGGCCACCCGGCAGGAGGGGAGAACGCAGGAUCACGAAACGACCGGGCGAGGGAGAAGACGCCGAAGAUUAAAGCAACAUCUGCAAACAAACAAACAAUGGAUGACAGAAGCCACACAAAGCUGUCAACCUUUUUAUUUUCACAAAUCUCCUCCAGCGAGCGACACAGACGUCUUCAUGAACUAUGCACAAUGUGACAGGCGUUUGGACUUCUGUUGGUCCGAUCGAUCGCUGGUGUUUGGACCGGCGUGCUGAAAUACUGCAUGUGUGUCUGCAAAAUCAAACUCUGCUGAAGGUCAAAAUUCAUUAAAAAAAUUUAAUCAGAGCAAGAAUGAGUAUUAAAAUCACAACGGUAAAACAUCUGACAGCAAUCUGGCUAAGAUAUUUCACAAAUGAAAAGUAAAUCUCGUGUGCGAUGAUGGUGAUAAAUCCAUCUUUCUAAAAAAAGCUUUCGUGACUUUAAACUGUGCCAAGUUCACAUCAAGUGAUCGACUCGUAGUUACUGCUGAAACACGAACGGCCUCAUUCCUGAACGUUUGUCAUUCCACACGCUUGUGUUGUGUCUUAUAUUGUUUUAUUUUUCUAUUUUAAUAAACUUAAGGGACGUCUUAACAUCUGAUGAAUCUGACCUCACAGACUUGUUUUAGGUCACAAAUGUUUUUUUUUUAAUUUUAACACUGUACUUUUUAUAACAGAAAUAAAUUCCCAUGUUUUUGAUACGA